GAGCUCGCUAAUGGUAAGAAGAGGUCAGUAGUGCGGUUUAGCCGCUCGUAUAAGAGCAGAGCUCGAACAUCAGUAACUCCAUUAAAGUAGAUCAACGUUGCACGGUGUCACCAUGAACGUGAUAGUGAUACCGUUCUUUUUAGUCGCGCAUCUCACUGUGAACGAGCCAUGGGAACAUGGACCGGAAUAUACGUUUCAAGUCCAGGUAAAUUGCACGGCGAUCCCAGAGGAAGGUAUUUAUGGCAGCGUGGGACUAAACUUACUGUCGAAGCUGAUCUGCCAGCCAAAAGGCGGCCACACGUUGAGCUGUCAUUUCGAGGAUUCCAAAGCGAACAGUUUCGUCGUGGAUAAUCUGGACCCGUCGGAAUCAGUAAUACCAACCGGCCCGAUAAACCGGCAGCCGGCUUACGAGAUCAACGAGGAUCAGUUCGAGAUCAAGUUCAACAAACGAGGGCUGGACAGUCUCGUGGUGAAUGAGAACAUUCAGCCGCGCGAGCUCGACAUGAUCCGUAUGAUUGUGGGCCAGUUGAGCGUAGGUGCCAUCAUCGAUGGUGUCGGGAAUGACAUUGCUUUCGACGCAACGGAGAAUUUCACCCAGGGCGAGUGUUACACGACCUUUAAGAUCGAGAAGAGACACGUGGUUUUGUGGGGGAAACCCAACUACGCGCUCAAGCCGGUCUUCGGCCUGAAGGAUGGCAAGGUAGUGAUGAUACGGAAGGUCCGAAAUCUGCAUAUGUGCACGCACAAGGUGCCAUAUUUCUUCGGUAACGCCGAGAGUUUCAGGGAAGAGAGUGACAUUAUAUCUGACAUUAGCUUGUCGGAUGGUCAGAUUAUUAUAACAUCGACAGAUUUCAUAUCAGAGACAUCGAAUGUGAUAACGACGAGUAAAAUAACUGAGGCAGUGAUAACAACUCUUUACGAGAACGUACAGCUUAGGCUCGAAUCGAUUCAAGCUGCGAAGAGCGAGCCUCCAGCUGUAAAAGAAGCUGAGCCUGCUAGUAUCUUUAUAGGCAGGUGGUUAACCGACGAUUCAUCUGAGGAGGAUAAUUAAAUGAUUUCAGUGCCAUAUGAUGCACGAACAGAUGAACGUUUGACAUGAAAGGCGAAAUUAAAAAAUUCACUUGUCGCAGAGUGAUUUAUUUGACUUGUUCUUCUCUCUAUUAAAAUUUCAAGCUGUUAUAGAAUUGUGCAGCUUUGUAUUUGUUUUUACGUUGAACAUAUUGCAAAUAUUAUGUUGCGCGUGUGAAUAUCAGGGAUAAUUAUAAAUUAAAUUAUAUCAUACUAAUGUUGAUAAUAAUUAAUAAGAAGAAAAUUGUAGCAAAAGUGUUGAAUUUUCAGGUAUGAGAAUACAACUUUAUUAAUUGUAUGAUAUUGUAAGAACGACAAGGAAUAAAAGUAUAUGCUAAAUUUA
Molecule: messenger RNA, 1411 nt
Organism: Wasmannia auropunctata (little fire ant)
Lineage: Eukaryota; Metazoa; Arthropoda; Insecta; Hymenoptera; Formicidae
Exons: 3
Coding region: 113-1051 (312 amino acids)
Biological process (GO): lipid transport
Molecular function (GO): lipid carrier activity
Source: RefSeq, a predicted model, not a curated record